UUUAGUCUAAAAAUGUUUUGAAAUUCACGUAGAGCAUAAAAUUUUGUUGCAGUUUUUGAAUACGUUUGGUUGAUGUUCGUUUUAAGCGCGCCCAAUGCAUGUUGCUUUAGCGUUAUCGAUUACAACACAAUACAACCGUGCGUACACAAACAACUGUUGACCAACACUGCUGCCAGUGACCGUGUGUGUGUGUGUGAGAGAUUGAAGACAAUGGCUGCGGCUGUGGACGGUGUUGUUCCUACCCUUGCAAUUCGCUCUAGCGUGGCUGUUGAGCUGUGGUCGUCAGCUGGUGCAAAACAGCCAUACGAGCACAAGCCCAAUUUGCCGCGAGAGGAGACGAAAAGUUCGCGUUCGAUCUGCUUCAGUCCAGAUGGUCGCUACUUCGCAUACUCGAAUGGUGUCGAGGUGAAGGUGCUACACGUGCCCACUUCCAACACUGGCAACGCUGGUUGCUGGCCGGUACAGUGCACGCUGCCGCGUCCAAAGGCCUUCUAUCUCAAGUUCUCACCGCGUGGCAAUUAUCUUUGCACCUGGGAGCACUAUGCCAUUACGAAGGAUCGUCCCGAAGGUGCUGCAAAUUUGCUUGUUUAUGAUGUUGCCACUGGCACUGAGGUCUUUGCCAUUGUGCAAAAAAAUCAAACUGAUUGGCAGCCCUCGUGGUCAUCGGACGAAUCAAUCUUCGCCUUGGUCGUAGGCGGGGAGGCCCUUUUUUAUGAUCUGGCAGCUGGUCCAGUUGAAGGAUUUGCCAGCACAUCACGCAAGAUUGGCGGCAGUCGUGGCGGUAUGUUAUCCCUUGGUCCGGGCAAUAGUCCGCCAUAUCUGGCGUUUUAUAUUCCUGGAGCAAAGGGCGCACCAUCCAUGUGUAAGCUCUACAAGUAUCCGGCUUUGGGUCAGAAUCAAACUGUUGCCUGCAAGAGCUUCUUUCAAGCUGAUCGCGUCGAGAUGCUGUGGAAUAAGCGGGGCAGCGGCCUUCUGCUUUUAACCAGCACAGAGGUGGACAAGAGCGGUGCCUCCUACUAUGGAAAUCAAGCAGUGCAUUUUAUGGCCACCAAGGGCGAUACAUGCUCUGUGCCAUUAUCCAAGGAGGGGCCCGUGCAUAGCGUCAAAUGGAGCCCCAAGGCUAAUGAAUUCGUUGUCGUAUAUGGCUUUAUGCCGUCCAAGGCGGCACUCUACAAUCUUAAAUGCGAUGUCAUCUUUGAUUUUGGCGAGGGUCCGCGCAACUGCGCCUACUUUAAUCCAUUCGGCAACCUGAUUGUGCUUGCCGGUUUUGGCAACCUGCCCGGCGCUGUUGAAGUCUGGGAUGUUGUCAAACGGGAAAGGAUCGCCAAUAUUAAAUGCGCGGAUACUACAUACUUUGAAUGGCAUCCAAAUGGAGAGUGGUUCGUCACUGCCACCACCGCACCCCGGCUGCGCAUUAGCAAUGGGUUCAAGGUGUAUCAUUAUUCGGGCGCAUUGCUACAUGAAACAUUAUGGCCACAGGGUCAGGAACUGCUCGGCAUUGAGUGGCAACAGUGUGCGGAUAAUACGUAUGCCGAGCCAAAAAUUACGAAGGCCAAGCAUGAGGGCAUCAAGUCCAGUCAGCCAGAGGCCAGCAAGAAGGCCUACACACCGCCCCAUUUGCGUUUGCUAAAGGAGGGCAAGAAUCCGGAAAAGUAUCUGCCGCAGCCGACGGUGCCGGGACUUCCAGCAGCACCACCAGGUAUGGGCAAGAAUAAGAAAAGGAAUACCAACAGCAGCAAAGCAAAGGGCAACAAUAACAUCAACAACAAGCGUGAGGCUGGCGAUGCCACGCCGCCAGAUGCAGCUGCAACUACAGUAGCUCCAAUUGAAGGCCUGGAACAGCAGCAGGAGAUUGCAACAGGAUCAGCAGUAACUAUUGGUGAAUCACCGCGCAGACCUGCGCAAAAGCAGCGCCCGCUGCCCAGGCAGCAGCAGCAGCAGCAUUAUCAUCAACAGCAGGAGCAGCAAAAAACGGCUGAGCUGGGCACACCGCGUCAUCAUGCCAAUGGCAAUGUUGCACAGAAUAACAAUGCCAACAAUAGCAGCAGCAGCAACAACAAUAGCGACAAGGAUCGCAAGAUACGUAGUGUGGCCAAAAAACUAUCGGACAUUAAGAAGCUCAAGUCGCGUCAAAGUCAAGGCGAAACUCUGGAAUUGAAUCAGUUGAACAAAAUUGAAAUGGAGGCAAGUUAUUUGGAGGAGCUCAAGGCGCUCAAAUUAUCUGUUUAAGUGACAUGCCAUCAACUGUUAAAUGUGUGAUACAACAAAAAAACAAACAAAAAAAAAACAAAAACAAUGGAUAACAAGGAGUUUACUGCACGAACAGCAACAAGACGAAA
Messenger RNA from Drosophila montana, 2339 nucleotides. RefSeq names its product eukaryotic translation initiation factor 2A (gene eIF2A). Gene Ontology annotation, biological process: translational initiation. Gene Ontology annotation, cellular component: cytosolic small ribosomal subunit. Bases 73 to 2229 code for a protein of 718 amino acids. Gene Ontology annotation, molecular function: ribosome binding; tRNA binding; protein binding. The record is from RefSeq and is a predicted model, not a curated record. The transcript is spliced from 4 exons. NCBI's taxonomy places the organism in Eukaryota, Metazoa, Arthropoda, Insecta, Diptera, Drosophilidae.